This is a messenger RNA of Penaeus vannamei (Pacific white shrimp), 507 nucleotides long. NCBI's taxonomy places the organism in Eukaryota, Metazoa, Arthropoda, Malacostraca, Decapoda, Penaeidae. The record is from RefSeq and is a predicted model, not a curated record.
AUGCUGAAGGUGUGUCGGACAUUGACAGCCUCUCGGAGCGUGGGCGGCGGAGAGCAUCAGGUGGAGAGCGUGGGCGGCGGAGAGAGCAUGGGCGGCGGAGAGCAUGGGCGGCGGAGAGGCAUGGGCGGCGGAGAGAGCGGAGAGCAUCAGGUGGAGAGCGUGAGCGGAGAGAGCAUGGGCGCGGAGGAGCGGCAGGUGGCGGCGGAGAGCAGAUGGAGCAGCGUGGGCGGCGGAGAGCAUGGGCAGGCGGACGAGCAUGGGCGGCGGAGAGGCAUCAGGCGGAGAGCAUCGUGGGCGGCGGAGAGCAUGGCGCGGCGGAGAGAGCAUGCGGAGCGAGAGCAUUUCAGUGGAGAGCAUGGGCGGCGGAGAGCAUGGGCGGCGGAGAGCAGCGAGAGCGUGGGCGGCGGAGAGAGCAUGGGCGGCGGAGAGCAUGGGCGGCGGAGAGCGUGGGCGGCGGAGAAAAGAGCAUGGGCGCGGAGAGCAUCAGGUGGAGUCGCAAAGCAUUGA